GAAGCGGAUUGAAAUUGCAAAAAUGCUCAAGUUUAUAAUAUUUUCUGUGUUAACCUUAUCUAUGUACAAGAUGGCCAAUUGCCAAGCAGAUCCGCAUUUGUGCAUCAAGCAAGUCGUUGUAAACUAUACGGAAAUCGUUACUAAGCCUAUACAAGACUAUGGAAGUUUGGCUAAAUAUUUCGAGCAGUUAAACAUACCGGCGGGGAACAAAACAGUGACGAAAACCAAAAUGGAGGAUCAAUUACAAUGUUGUGAAAACUACAUAAAGUCCGCCAAUGGAAAAUGUGUGAUGAUUCAGACUUCAACAUCAACUACGACUAAAGCAACUACUACCGAAUAUCAGGAUUCUACUACAUCAAAACUUUUGGAUACCUUUACCCAACCAACACAAACUAAUGCAUCUAAUUUAGUUACAAAAGAGAGUUCUAACCACAACCCGCUAAUUUGGGGCAUUAUUUGUGGUAUUUGUAUCUUGGCAAUUUGUAUAGCGGCUGUGAUUACUUUGCGAAUUCGCAGACGCCGAGGAGUGAUGGAUAUUGAAUGCCAAGAGGUGAAAUUCGAUACUGACAUGCAAAGAGAUCUAUUAGAAAUUUAAUAAAUCCUCAAACUUAUCGCUCAACAUUCCAAAAAAUAUUACUACACAUUUCAUGUGAAGCACUGUUCUUAUCAUUUAUAAUGAAAUGAAAAAAUAAAUUAAUUUCACAAUAGUUCGACAUUCCGUAAAACAAAAAAACAAAAAUGAUAAAAAUAUAAGAAGUGUGGGCGUGAUAAUAACUGAAGUCUUUGUUCUGAAUGAAUGAUUAUUCACAAUGUGGAUUUCAAAGUCUGCGAAAGUAAAACGAUAUUAUAUUUCAUCAUAAUUUUAAGAUAUUCAGUUCUUGAUAAAUAUUUUGAGAAACACAAUUCACAAUAAUUAAAUACAGAACCACGAAUUCCCUAAAAAUAAUUUUUAAUAUGAGUUUUCAAAAGAAUUUUGCAAUUAUCAUAAGUAGGAAAUGAAGAAUUUUAAUUCAUUCAUGCAAUUUAUUGAUAUUACAAAUAUAUAUUAAAAUACAGAAUUUCAUGUAAUAACAAUUAGAAUCAAUAAAGAAAGUAAACCAAA
Molecule: messenger RNA, 1102 nt
Organism: Drosophila ficusphila
Lineage: Eukaryota; Metazoa; Arthropoda; Insecta; Diptera; Drosophilidae
Exons: 2
Coding region: 23-595 (190 amino acids)
Source: RefSeq, a predicted model, not a curated record